AUGACCGGAAAACGGAAGUCAACGAGAAAGAGGCCGCGCUAUGGUGGGGGUUGGGGGGCUGGUGGCAAAAGACGUAAGGAUGGCGGUGGUAAAAGAAGGACAGAUGCUGAUCGAAAGCGUAAAAAUCGUGGUGGAAAUAAGCACCACAAAGGAGGAAAUGGAGUUGGAAGGGCGUUUGGCCCCAGAAAGGAUGAUAAAGGAAAAAAUGGGACAACAGUUCCCGAUGUACCGAUAAACGAAAAAGCACCGGAAGUACUGACAAAUGAAAAAGCACCGGAAGUACCGACAAAUGAAAAAGCACCGGAAGUACCGACAAAUGAAAAAGCACCGGAAGUGCCAACCAACGAAAAAGCACCGGAAGUGCCGAUAAAUGAAAAAGCACCGGAAGUGCCGACAAAUGAAAAAGCGCCAGAUGCAUCAAUCACCGAAAAAGCACCCGAAAUGCCGAUCACCGAAAAAGCACCGGAAGCACCAAUCACCGAGAAACCACCUGAUGCUUCAAACCCUAACCCUACCACCCCUUCAUCCACCGGAAAUGUCACUCCUCCUCCUCCCACAGACAACCAAGCCGUCACGCCUCCGUCCGACUAUGACGGAGGAAAUUCGACCCUUGACUAUCCCGACUUUGGUGACAACAGUACCGUCGACUAUCCCAAUUACGACCCCAACGCGACAGAAGACCCCACGAUGGCUAACAGCACCAUGCCACCAGAUUACUACGUUGACGACGGAAAUGAUGGGAACGGAACUUCCAACUCAACCGGCGGAGGGGGAAAGAAACGUAAAGGGAAGCGAUGGUGGCGCUGGUGGCGUAGAUACCGUUGGAAAAGUGGCAAAGGAAAGAAAAAGGGGUUUAAAUUCGGCGGCGGGAAAUUUAAAAACCAAGGAAAAGGAGGCUGGAAGCACAAUAAUGGGAACGGGGUCAGCGUCGGACAUAAGGUUGCAGAGGGCGCAAACAAAGGUAAUAAAGGUCCGGAGUCUCCACCGGGGAAGCGUAAUUUCUUUAAAGACGCCAAAUAUGCGGCGAAGGAGUCCGCAGCGAUUGGACGGGCAAUGAUGAUGGGUCCACCAAAGAUAGGAAUGCCAUUUGGUCAUUUUGGGGGAGGUAAGAAGGGAAAAGGAUAAAGACGCGGAGUCCAUAAGUUGACGAAUCAGAAUUAGUAUCUGGAUCAAAAAUAAUGCAAUGUAAACC
Messenger RNA from Folsomia candida, 1192 nucleotides. Its product is annotated as oleosin-B6-like. The record is from RefSeq and is a predicted model, not a curated record. The transcript has 3 exons. Lineage: Eukaryota; Metazoa; Arthropoda; Collembola; Entomobryomorpha; Isotomidae. The coding region runs from base 1 to 1125 and encodes 374 amino acids.